CUGACUUGCCCUGAUAGGAAUUGUAGAUCAAAUAACCAAACACUGGCAAACGUUAUCAACAAGUGGAUUAGAACAGAAGUUCUGACAAAAACAAUUUAAUAUGCAGGUUAAUCAAAUUUUGCCUUUUGAGAAAUCCCUACUCGAUUGUACCAUUUCACAUCGCCAAUUGGAACAAAUUGCUGUCGAUAUUUCGAAGCGUGGCAGUGUUACUGGUCUUAACCAGGUUGUGUGGGCUCUGAAAGCACUUACUCUAACCGACUCCACUACACUUGGUGGUGAUGACACAGCGGCGAACGUGAGAAGCCUCUGCCAACGUGCGGCGUUUCCCAUACCUGAACAUGUUUUGCUGGAGCUUGGCGUUGAACCGGCUCUACUGCCGCAUAUCCACACCGCUGCCGUAUGUGUAUAUCCCGCACGCGUUGCUGAUGCUGCGGCAAAACUAAAGCAAUUAAAUAAAUAUGAUGACAUACCAAUAGCUUCCGUGGCAACAGGUUUUCCAGCUGGACAGUAUGGCUUAAAUUCACGUUUAACCGAAAUUCGCUUUGCCAUAGACUCAGGUGCUACAGAAAUUGAUAUUGUUAUAAAUCGCCAAUUAGCGCUGGUGGGUGAUUGGAGAGGUAUUUACGAUGAAGUUUGCGAAAUGCGUAAAGUUUGCGGCGAAAAAGCACACCUGAAAACCAUUCUUGCUAUAGGUGAACUUGGCAACAUGGAAAAUGUUUAUAAAGCUUCCAUUGCCUGUAUGUUAGCUGGUGCUGAUUUCAUUAAAACAUCUACCGGAAAAGAAGCUGUUAACGCUACUCUACCAGCUGGUCUGGCUAUGAUCUACGCCAUACAAGAAUUUGAACGUCGCAAGGGGGUUUUAGUUGGUCUAAAACCAGCUGGUGGAGUACGCACUGUAUCAGACGCAAUUGCUUGGUUGACACUGGUAAAAGAGACAUUGGGUGCACGUUGGCUCCAUCCUACUCUUUUCCGGUUUGGUGCAUCUGGGCUGCUGGAUAAGAUAGUGGAAACUGUUAAUGUACACGUUCGUGGUCAGGUAAUCACCAACAAAGGUAACGCUACUGUUCAAGUAGCAGCUUAUUAAGGGCAGUAUUUGCAUACAGGUAAUGAAUAAACUGAGUGUUAUUAGAUUCUUAUUGAGAUUUAACAUUUUUGUACCAGAAUAAAUUCUAGAUAAAAUAAUA
Messenger RNA from Ceratitis capitata (Mediterranean fruit fly), 1184 nucleotides. RefSeq names its product deoxyribose-phosphate aldolase (gene Dera). The transcript has 3 exons. The record is from RefSeq and is a predicted model, not a curated record. NCBI's taxonomy places the organism in Eukaryota, Metazoa, Arthropoda, Insecta, Diptera, Tephritidae. Gene Ontology annotation, biological process: deoxyribonucleotide catabolic process; carbohydrate catabolic process. Gene Ontology annotation, molecular function: deoxyribose-phosphate aldolase activity. Gene Ontology annotation, cellular component: cytoplasm. The coding region runs from base 101 to 1084 and encodes 327 amino acids.